GUUUUAUUUUUACGAGCUAAAUGCGAUGAAUUAAACUAACACUCUAAUCAUUCUCUUGAAAAGCGCGAAGCGAACAACAUGUUUACGAACUUCGGAAAAAAAGACGGUGUUUUCAUUCGUAUUAUGACGAUGGAUGACUACGAAAAGAUCGGAGAAAACAUUUACAAUGAAGAACCACUCAAAUUGGCAUUCGAUAACGCUUUGAAGACUGAGGUACAUCAAUCUCAAAAGGAUGAAUCGAAAGAGUAUCAUCAUUCGAUGAUAAGACAAGGCACCUGCUUGGUGGCAAUCAAUGAAGAGAACGGUGGAGAUAUAGUUGGAAGUGUUCUAGCGGGCUGUGAAACUAUCAGCGAUCUGCAAGAAUAUUAUGCGCAGGUUGCUGCAAUGGAAGAAGGUUACUAUAAAACAUGUACAAUAUUCGAGUUUGAAACUAAAAUCAGAGGGAACUACUUCGAUCGUUAUGGUGUCUCGAAGGUGCUUUAUUCACAUAUGACAAAUGUCGAUGUCUCCCAUCGAGGAAAGGGACUCGGAACACGUUUAGCUGCUGCAUUAAUGGAAUUGGGUCGAUCCAAAGGUUUUCCUGUCAUGAUAGCAUGCUGUACAAGCUUAUAUACAGCCCGACAGAAGGAGGCAUUGGGAAUGGAGUGCAUUUACAGUCAAGCCUAUGCUGACUAUAAAGACGCCAAUGGUCAAGUCGUGUUUAAACCACCAGCUCCUCAUACGCACGUUCGUGUAAUGGCCAUUAAAUUGUGAAAAUUUUAUGUUUAUUCGAUUCGAUUUAAGUUGUAGAUUUUAAUACAUAAUUUAAUUUAAUUUUAAAUACAAAUUUUAAAUUGUCAAUUAGCUAAAGUUACUUAAGAUU
Messenger RNA from Drosophila sulfurigaster albostrigata, 862 nucleotides. RefSeq names its product arylalkylamine N-acetyltransferase-like 2. Lineage: Eukaryota; Metazoa; Arthropoda; Insecta; Diptera; Drosophilidae. The record is from RefSeq and is a predicted model, not a curated record. Gene Ontology annotation, molecular function: N-acetyltransferase activity. The transcript has a single exon. The coding region runs from base 79 to 753 and encodes 224 amino acids.